Molecule: messenger RNA, 3531 nt
Organism: Chroicocephalus ridibundus (black-headed gull)
Lineage: Eukaryota; Metazoa; Chordata; Aves; Charadriiformes; Laridae
Gene: PTPRN
Product: protein tyrosine phosphatase receptor type N
Exons: 23
Coding region: 84-2972 (962 amino acids)
Biological process (GO): regulation of secretion; insulin secretion involved in cellular response to glucose stimulus; protein dephosphorylation
Cellular component (GO): secretory granule; synapse
Molecular function (GO): protein tyrosine phosphatase activity
Source: RefSeq, a predicted model, not a curated record
CGCGCGGCGCGGCGGGGCGCGGGUUGGCGGCGGCGGCGGGGGCGCGGCCGGCGGGUGCGCCAUGGUGCGGCCGUGAGCGGAGCAUGGGGCGGCGGCUCCUCCGGGCGCUCCUCUGCCUCCUCCUCCUGGCCGGCCGCGGGCUGCUGCGGGACAGCGGCGCCUCCGCUACCGCCACCGCCGCGCACGGCUGCCUGUUUGACCGGAGGCUGUGCUCCCCCCAGGAGGUGUGUGUGCAGGAUGGGCUGUUUGGGCAAUGCCAGGUGGGCUCCGUGCAGGACAGACCCUACUUCCAGGUCACCUCUCCCGUGCUCCAGCGCCUGCAGGAUGUCUUACGGCAUCUCAUGGCACAAGGACUCUCGUGGCAGGAUGGCAUCACCCAGUAUGUGAUCUCGCAGGAGAUGGAGCGCAUCCCCCGCCUCCGCCCGCCGCCCUCGCUGGAGCCAGUGGCCAGGGACAGGGUCCUGCCCCUCCGCAGCUCCCCCCGGCGAGCCCCGCUCCCUGCAGACCCCGGCCUGCCAGCGGCUCAGCAUCUGGGGCAUCCCCCGCCGCUGCUGCCCUCCCCCCUGGUGCAGCGGUACCUGGAGCACCUCCUGCUGCCCCCCCAGCCCCAGCUGGGCUACGAGGAGGCUCUGCUCAACCCCUACUCCUACCACAAGUUUGGCUACCAGGACGGCACUCACCAGCUCCCUGGCAGCUCAGCCAGGCAGACCCCCGAGACCACCUCGCUGCUGGGACGGGUCCCUGCCCAGGCCCUUUUUGGGGCUGGUCCUGUGCCCUCCUAUGGUGGGCAGCCAGGAACGGACGGGGGGCAUCUCUUCCAGGAUUUGGCCAUGCUCUCCCUGCCCAGAGAGAAAGCUGGCCGCCCAGACCCUGCCGGCACCAGGCUCCAGCACAGCUUGCGGCUCCCCAGUGACUACAGGGACAUGGAGGAGAGGGAACAGCCAGGGUCCCUGGCCACCCAGCCACACCCUGCACAGACGGAUGCUGCCCUGAAGAGAUUAGCCUCCCUCCUGGCCAGCUACGGCUUGGGGCUGCCAGAGCUGAGCCCCCAGCAGCUGAGCAGCCUCUCCACCCUCCUCCAGCUGCUCCAGAGCUCUGGUGUUGCUGGCCCCGAAGUGCCCACAGCGAAACGGGUGGGUUUGCAGCAGGGUGGUGCUGGAGGAGGUGCCACGCCACAGGUGACGGAAGGGGACAUGCAGCACGGAGAGGAGCCAGUGCACCCUUCCUCCACAGUGCCGCUCCCCAAAAUCCCACCCAGCAGCUCCCCAGGGGACGGGCUGAGGGGCAGGGCAGCAUCCUCACCAGCCCCCCGGGCUGAGCCACAGCGGGGACACGGUGGAGAAGCGCUCGGCCCUGGGAAGCAGAUCACGGUGGAGAAGAAGAGCUACACAGAGGCGAAGGAUGCUGGGGCGCAGCGGGGCACACGGCCACCAGACGAGUACGGCUACAUCGUCACGGACCAGAAGCCCUUGGGGCUGGCUGCUGGCGUGCGGCUGCUGGAGCUCCUCGCCAAGCGCCUUCACCUCUCCACGGCCAGCUUCAUCAACAUCAGCGUUGUGGGCCCCGCUCUCACCUUCCGCAUCCGGCAGAACCCCCAGAACCUCUCGCUGGCGGAUGUGGCCAACCAGGCUGAGCAAGUGAAGGCAGAGCUGGAGGCAGAGCUGGGCCUGAAGAUUGUGCAAACAGGAGUGGGAGAGCGAAAUGAGGCUGCCGCCUACUCGCGCCCAUCCCGCUUUGGGGAUGGCUUCCACUCGGUGCUGCUGACCUUCAUCGCGCUGGCCUGCGUGGCGGGCAUCGCCAUCGCGGCUGCCGCAGCCUUCUGCCUCCGGCGCCAUGCCAAGCAGCGGGAGAAGGAGCGCCUGGCCGCCCUGGGGCCCGAGGGUGCUGCCGACACCACCUUUGAGUACCAGGAGCUGUGCCGCCAGCACAUGGCUGCCAAGUCGCUCUUUGGCCGGUCCGAGGCACCAGCGGCGCCAGCGGAGACAUCACGGGUCAGCAGCGUCUCGUCCCAGUUCAGCGACGCCCCCCAGCCCAGCCCCAGCUCCCACAGCAGCACACCCUCCUGGUGCGAGGAGCCCGUCCAGUCCAACAUGGACAUCUCCACCGGACACAUGAUCCUGGCCUACAUGGAGGACCACCUCCGCAACCGGGACCGGCUGGCCAAGGAGUGGCAGGCUCUCUGUGCCUACCAGGCUGAGCCCAGCGUCUGCUCGAUUGCCCAGAGCGAAGCCAACCUGAAGAAGAACCGCAACCCCGACUACGUGCCCUAUGACCACGUGCGGAUCAAGCUGAAAGCCGAGAGCAAUCCAUCCCGCAGUGACUUCAUCAACGCCAGCCCAAUUAUUGAGCACGACCCACGGAUGCCAGCGUACAUCGCCACACAGGGGCCUCUGUCCCACACCAUCGCUGACUUCUGGCAGAUGGUGUGGGAGCACGGCUGCACCGUCAUCGUCAUGCUGAGCCCACUGGCCGAGGACAGCGUCAAGCAGUGUGACCGCUACUGGCCGGACGAAGGCUCUUCUCUCUACCACAUCUAUGAGGUGAACCUGGUGUCGGAGCACAUCUGGUGCGAGGAUUUCCUGGUGCGAAGCUUCUACCUGAAGAACGUGCAGUCGCAGGAGACCCGCACCCUGACGCAGUUCCACUUCCUCAGCUGGCCGGCCGAGGGCAUCCCAGCCACCACCCGGCCCCUCCUCGACUUCCGCAGGAAGGUGAACAAGUGCUACCGGGGUCGCUCCUGCCCUAUUAUCGUGCACUGCAGUGACGGUGCGGGCAGGACUGGGACGUACAUCCUCAUCGAUAUGGUCCUGAACCGAAUGGCCAAAGGGGUGAAGGAGAUAGACAUAGCUGCUACACUGGAGCACAUCCGAGACCAGCGGCCUGGCAUGGUGCAGACCAAGGACCAGUUUGAGUUUGCGCUGACAGCCGUGGCCGAGGAAGUGAAUGCCAUCCUGAAGGCGCUGCCGCAGUGAUGGCGAGGAGCCCUCCCCUCUCAUCUCCCCCCGUGCCCCCCAGCUUCGCGUGCUCUCCUUGCCCUGCCCGUGGGGCUGCUCUCCCCGUAAAACGCUGUCUGUGCUGCUGGCUCUGUUUUUCCCCCCCUUUCCAGCCGCCCCCCACCCCUUUCUCCCCAGGGACACACGCCUCAGCCCCUCUGUGUGCAGGGCACGGAGCCCUAUUGUACCUGCAGCCACCGCACAGGGAACUGGGCUUGUGUCCCCCAUCCCCUGCAGAAGAGGGGACCAGGUAGUGGUGCCGGGAGUUCACUGUGGGGCCCCCCCAGCCGCUCUCUUGCACCCCAACCUGGCGCUCCUGCAUCAGCCCCCUCCCUGUCUGUACCAGGGUCGGGGGCAGGAGCAGGCAGGGGUCCCCCGCAGAGGGGGAGCAGUGGGUGCAGGGGGGGGCUGGCCCAGCCCCAGCUCCCCUCUGUGUGCUCCCCACCUCAUCACUCGAGCAAGAAGAGAAAUUUCUAGAGAAAUAUAAUUUUGUAUCUUGAUGUGAAUAAAGUUCUCGUGUCGCGUUCGUGCAGCUGCA